GCCUCUCUCCUCCGCCCCCGCCGACCGCCGCGUGCUCUCUCCUCCGCCGCCGCCGUCGUCCGCCGCCGCCCGCCGCGUCACACACACAGAGGAAGCAAUCGGCUGCCCCCGCCUCCUCCCCCCAUCGGCUGCCUCUCUUCGCGACGGAGAGAAGAGGAUAGGACCCCGACUGCACGCAAACGCGAAACCCUAGGCUCGUCGCCGGCGGCGGCGGCGGCGGCGACCGGUGGGGAGAUGGCGGGGCGGCGGCCGCUCUUCGACCUCAACGUCGCCCACGAGGAUUGGGAUUGGGAGAAGGGGGAAGAGGCGGAGGCGGAGGAGGAGGAGCCCGAGGAGGUUGUUGAGGAGGGGAAGAAGGAGGUGGUAGUGCUCGAGGAGGAGGAGGAGGAGGAGGAGCCCCAUGAGGUGAUCAUGGAGGAGGAGGUGGUGGAGGAAGUGGUGGAGGAGGAGGCGGCGGUGGCGGAGGAGGUGGACGGGGAGGUGAGGAGGAAGAGGAAGGACUGCGAGGUUUUGGUGGGAGGGCUUCCCCGGGACGCGGCGGAGGAGGACGUGGCGCGGGCGCUCGCGGACGCCGGCGAUGUGGAGGAGGUGCGGCUCGUGCGGGAUCCGGCGGACCCGCGCUCCAACAAGGGCUUCGCCUUCGUGCGAUUCGCCGCCGCCUGGCAGGCGCGGUGGGCUGCCGACGACGUCCGCACGGCCAUGGUCAAGGGAGAAGCUUGUAUGAUAUGCAAGAAUGAUGCAAACGAGACCCUUCAUCUGCGGAAUAUAUGCUUUGAUUGGACAAAAGAUGAUUUAGCGGAGGAACUGAAAACUUACAAGUUGGAAAACCUUGAGGAUAUUAAUUUAGUCGAGGAUCCGGAAAGAAAAGGAAAAAACAGAGGCUAUGCGUUUCUUGAUUUCCGCACAAAUGUUGAUGGUGUGGAUGCUUUUUUUAAACUACAGAACAGAGAUAUUUAUCUUGGUACGGAUGUUCGAGCCCAAGUGUCCUUUUCAAAAACUCUUUCACUGGAUGAUAAGAUUAUGGAAAAGGUAAAAUCUGUUUUCUUGGAUGGCUUACCACCUCACUGGGAUGAAGACAAAGUGAGAGAAGUGUUUGGAAAGUUUGGUGAAAUCGAUAGUAUACACCUUGCUAGGAACAUGUUUAAAGCAAAACGAAAAGAUUUUGGUUUCAUUGGCUUUACUUCAAGACAAUCAGCUUUAGAUUGCAUUAGUACAGUUAGUAAAGGUGGUAUUGUUGAAGGUAGCGGAAAGGUUCGAAUCAAGGCUUCUUUACAAAGGCCCAGACCUACUUUGAAAAAACAUUCAUGGCAAGGGAUUACUCCCAUGUUGGGCAUCAGGAGGGGAUUUAUUGGAAAAAGUUAUGGUGAUAGAGAACACUAUGGUGAUAGGGAACGCUAUGAUGAUAGAGAACGUUACCAUAAUAGAGAACGUUAUGGUGAUAGGGGAUUUGGGUUUUCAGGUCAUGCAAGACGUGAUUACUCAAGCAAUCAUGUUCAUGACAAAUACCAUCGCCACAUGCAUCGUAUGGCAAUUGAUGUUGAAGAAAGGCCCGUUUCAUCACGAGAACACAGAUCUCAUUAUAGAAGAGAUUCUGCAGUAUCUGGCCACAUCCACAGGUAUGAGAGGGCAAGGCCCAGGGAAGCAUAUCUUGAUAGUCGAUAUACUAAUGAAUACCCAAGACAUAGGCACUCAAGGCAUGAAGAAUCCAUCCAGCGAGAUGCAUACAGGAGUAAAUAUGGACACUCCUACCUGGAGAGGUCACACAGAGAUUCUUGCCCAGAUUGUAAUCCAAGUGAUCAUAGUUCCAGUGCCUUCUAUAAGACAGACCAUGAGCCAACACCUUCAUCUUCCCAAGUAGCAUCCCACUGUGAGGAAUCGUUCAGUCAGGGCCGUAAGUUGAUGGCAUCAAGUUCCCCUGGGAUGUGUAAUUGUGGCGAAUGCUAUGUUGAACAAGAUGCAGCCCCCGCAAGCUCCCAAGUGGUGCCUCUUCGUCACCAGUUGGCCAAACCUUUUCAUGAGCGAAGUUCUGAGCCUGAUGACCACUCUGCUUCUGCCUAUGAAGCUGCGGAGUACAAAGAACGCAAGAGCAGGUAUCAUCCAUCUUCCAGAGAUGGCCCCAGUAAUACUCACCACAGGAAUUACCGUAGACAAGGAAGAUAGGUCCAAGUAAGCAAAGCUAAGCUUUCGACAAGAUAGAGAAGCUGCUCAUGGCAGUGCAGCUGCUGCUAGAGCUAUACUUAUUUAGUAGCGUCGAGUUACCAUUGGUGCAUUGGUGGUGCUCCCCCGAUGCAGAAUCCUCCCAAAAGGAUUUCUGGCUUUUGUGGGCGUUGCAAUUUUUUCCGGCCCUGUGGUUGCGCACAUUUUACCUUGGGAUGCCAUGUCAUGUGAUGUGACAUUGUAGUUCGUUUACCCCGGAUACAUACCGAUAGAAAUCCAAAGAAAGAGAUGUUAACUUGCAUGGUGGUGCGUUGCGUUGCAGCCUGGUGCGGUUCGUAUGAGUUUCAGUUUUA
This is a messenger RNA of Oryza sativa Japonica Group (Japanese rice), 2510 nucleotides long. RefSeq lists its product as uncharacterized. The record is from RefSeq and is a predicted model, not a curated record. Gene Ontology annotation, cellular component: nucleus. Lineage: Eukaryota; Viridiplantae; Streptophyta; Magnoliopsida; Poales; Poaceae. Gene Ontology annotation, molecular function: mRNA binding.